Molecule: messenger RNA, 2990 nt
Organism: Camellia sinensis
Lineage: Eukaryota; Viridiplantae; Streptophyta; Magnoliopsida; Ericales; Theaceae
Source: RefSeq, a predicted model, not a curated record
AUGACCACGGGUCACGUCUAUAUUACUCGCCAUGUUGAAUUUCAUGAAAAUGUUUUUCCUUUUUCUACCUCUUCAUCUGUUCCUCCUCAAUCUUUAUCUCAUCUUCAUUCUUUCUUUUGGCCUAAAUCUACUCCUGCUCCAACUUCCUCUCGAUCUGCUGUUGCUACUCUUCCUCCUUGUUCACCAGCAGCCUCUUUGCCUUCUUCUUCUGGAGCUCCUCCUUUCUGUUCUUCUCACAGACCUCUUGUUGUUCCUUCCUCCGUUCCUCAACCAUGUUCCUCACCAGCUCCUCUGUCUGCAUCCUCUCCAGCUCCUCUGGUUUGUUCUGCUCCCAGCACUGCUGCUGUUCUUUCUCCAGUUUCUCAGCCCUUUUCUGCUGUCCAACUGCCUGCUCCACCAUCUUCUCACCCUAUUCCAAUUGAUUCUCUUUUUAUUCAUUUACCUCCUUUACCUUCUUCUACUAAUUCUCAUCCUAUGCUUACCAGAUCUAAAACUAAGGGUCUUGUCGCUUGUACUACUCCUUCCUUUUCAGAUAUUGAACCUGCCUCUCAUCACCAAGCUCUUGCUUCCCCUCUGUGGCAUUCAGCUAUGCUUGAAGAAUAUAAUGCCUUACUUGCUCAAGGUACUUGGUCUCUUGUCCCUCUUCCUUCUACUAAGAAGGCUAUUGGUUGUAAGUGGGUUUUUCGAAUCAAACGCAAUAGUGAUGGUUCUAUUGCCCGAUAUAAAGCUCGGUUGGUUGCUAAGGGAUUUUUACAGCAAGAGGGCCUUGAUUAUACUGAAACUUUUAGCCCUGUGGCUAAACAUCCCACUAUCCGGGUUUUGCUUUGUAUGGCUUUACAUUAUCAUUGGCCAUUUAAGGAACUUUUCUUUAUUCAAGAACUGCUGUCCAUUUUUCUUGCUUUUCUCCCACUUUUGCAGGUACUACUAUUUGGGACUUUCACUGAGGAUGAAACCAGGUCAUGGCUCAAACAGUCAUCUGAAAAGACUGACAAGCAUGUGGAAAAGAAAGAAUUGGAAGUUGGUUCUUCAAAUGUUGUGACUGGAUUAUCUUUUGGUGGUUUCAAUGGUGAACCAAGCAGACAGCUGGAUUCUUCAAGAGGGCCAAUAGGUUCUAAUCCUUCUGAUAUUCACAAGGACAAUAAGGGCAACAGUGCUAAAACAACAAACAAUCUCUUGCCAGUAGCUUCAGAAAGUUCAAAUGAAAAUGGAGUCAUCCAGAAAUUUGAUCAUUCUCAUCCCCUUAGUAAUGGGAAUGAAGAAUCGAGAAUAGCAGAUAAUGUUGAUAUAAUUUCUUUGCAUGUAUCGGAUAGUGAAGGUGGUUCACCAAACCAAUCACCUUUCUCAAAACUGCAAGCUCUUGAUGGUGAAAUUUCAAGGGAUGUAAAUUUAAGUGGGACUAAUUCAUCAGCUGCAGUGCCUUUUGAAGAGUUUACCCGACAGGCCUCUAAUGGGCCUGUCAUAACUGUUAAGGACUUGCUACCCCGAGGCUUAAUCAACUCAGGAAAUUUGUGCUUUCUAAAUGCAACUCUGCAGGCUCUUCUGUCAUGUUCUCCUUUUAUUCAACUCCUGCAAGGACUAAGAAGUCGCAACAUUUCCAAGGUUGGCUACCCUACACUAGCUGCAUUUGCCGAGUUUGUUGCUGACUUUGAUUUGCCUGAGGAUGCAAGCUUGAAGAAGAGAGAUAUUACUGUACUUGAAACUGGUAGGCCUUUCAGCCCCACCAUCUUUGAAGGGGUGCUAAAAAAUUUUACUCCUGAUGUGCCUAAUAGCUUUUCAGGCCGGCCAAGGCAGGAAGAUGCACAGGAAUUUCUAAGUUUUGUCAUGGAUCAAAUGCAUGAUGAAUUACUUAAGCUUGAAGGGCAAUUAUCAAGCUCAAAUGGGGGAAACUCAUCUCUGGUUUCUUCUGUAGAAGAUGAUGAAUGGGAAACCGUUGGCCCAAAGAACAAAUCUGCAGUCACAAGAACACAGAAUUUUGUUCCUUCAGAGCUGAGUGCAAUUUUUGGAGGGCAACUGAGAAGUGUUGUGAAGGCAAGAGGAAGUAAAGCCUCUGCUACUGUUCAACCAUUUCUUUUGCUUCAUCUUGAUAUUUCCCAUGAAGCUGUCCAUACUAUUGACGAUGCUCUUCAUCAAUUUUCUGCACCAGAAACACUUGAGGAGUACCGAACAUCAACGAUUGGACAGGCUGGAGUUGUGACUGCCAGAAAAUCCGUAAGCAUACAAUCACUCCCAAAGAUAUUGAUAUUGCACCUGAUGCGUUUCAGCUAUGGAAACCAUGGAAGCACUAAACUGCACAAACCUGUUCGCUUUCCUCUUGAAUUGGUGCUAGGUCGUGAAUUGCUUGUUUCUCCAUCGACUGAGGGCCGCAGAUAUGAGCUUGUUUCUACUAUAACCCACCAUGGAAGGCAAGCAUCAAAGGGGCAUUAUACUGCUGAUGCCCGUUACUCUAAUUGCCAGUGGUUACGGUUUGAUGAUGCAUCUGUCAAUCCCAUUGGCUUGAACAAGGUGUUGCAUGACCAGGCGUAUGUUCUCUUCUAUAAACAAGUCUUGGGUUAACUAAGGAGUUUCAUCCCCAGUUGCUGCACCCUACAAUUGCAUUCACUUUUCACUUUAAUUGUGGAGAUUAUUUAUUUGAUUGCCACUUACUAGCUACUGAAGUCCAGAUCUGGCAGAAGAAUGGAUCAUUCUGUGAUUGAAGAUGUAUAUGAAAAUUCAUGUACAUGAUUUUAUUGGAAGCAAGAGAGUGAGGAAGUUUAAUGUUGCAAUUACACUGGGACUUGAGGGUUGACAUCUUCUAUAGUGAGGUUGGAAAGAUAAUUGUGCUCAUUAAUUUUGAUUCUUAUUCUUAUAUAACUGUUUAAGACACUUUGGCCAUGUAAUUUUCCCCAGGCAGUGGCAAGCUAAAUUUACUUAUUAGUGUCAGCAAUGCAUUAAUGGAUGGAUGAAGGAACUUUUCUGUUACUGUGAUUCUAAAGAUGUGAUUUGAUUUUGGA